Messenger RNA from Hippoglossus stenolepis (Pacific halibut), 3121 nucleotides. RefSeq names its product nuclear receptor subfamily 4, group A, member 2a (gene nr4a2a). Gene Ontology annotation, molecular function: nuclear receptor activity; RNA polymerase II cis-regulatory region sequence-specific DNA binding; nuclear glucocorticoid receptor binding. The record is from RefSeq and is a predicted model, not a curated record. NCBI's taxonomy places the organism in Eukaryota, Metazoa, Chordata, Actinopteri, Pleuronectiformes, Pleuronectidae. The coding region runs from base 336 to 2138 and encodes 600 amino acids. The transcript has 8 exons. Gene Ontology annotation, cellular component: nucleus; transcription regulator complex. Gene Ontology annotation, biological process: cellular response to corticotropin-releasing hormone stimulus; dopaminergic neuron differentiation; central nervous system neuron differentiation.
CCAGACUGGGUAGUCGAAGCUCGUGUUGCUGUCAGUGCGCGGAGUCACACGGUUUUGCCUGCCUUGGCUUUGUUGGGUAUCCGACGCUCAUGGUUUGGAGCCUUUACCGAAAUUGAUGAAUACCCUCUACAUGCUUAUCGCAUGGAUUGAAAGCCACGAUCCUGAUGUGAAAGAGGGGACGAUCCAGAACAGAGCCGCCUUUCUGAAUCCGGACACCCACACAACUCCUGACAUUAUCCAUUUCAAGUGUCACCGAAAAACUGUCAGGAGACUUGAGUUCGAAGAUUUACUGGAGAAAUUCUGACCGUGUGGAUUUCCCGGUUUGGUUUUCAGCCAUGCCCUGCGUCCAGGCUCAGUAUGGAUCAUCACCUCAAGGAGCGAGUCCUGCUUCCCAGAGCUACAGCUACCACCCGGCAGGAGAGUACAGCUGCGACUUCCUAACACCCGAGUUUGUUAAGUUUAGCAUGGACUUGACCAACACCGAGAUCACAGCCACCACUUCACUCCCGAGUUUCAGUACAUUCAUGGACAACUAUAACACCGGUUACGACGUUAAACCGCCCUGUCUGUAUCAGAUGCCCCACUCUGGAGAGCAGUCCUCCAUCAAGGUGGAGGACGUCCAGAUGCACAACUACCAUCAGCAGGGCCACCUGCAACCUCAGUCAGAGGAAAUGAUGGCUCACUCUGGGCCUAUGUAUUUCAAACCCCCCUCGCCUCAUGCCCCGAGCACACCAAACUUCCCAGUUCAGCCUAAUCACAUGUGGGAGGACCCGGGCUCCCUCCACAGUUUCCACCAGAACUAUGUUGCGGCCACAUCUCACAUGAUAGACCAACGCAAGAACCCGGUGUCGAGGCUUUCGCUCUUCUCCUUCAAGCAGUCCCCGCCCGGUACCCCCGUCUCCAGCUGUCAGAUGCGGUUCGACGGCCCGCUGCACGUCUCCAUGAACCACGACAACCAGGGCGGGCACCGGGGCCUGGACGGCCAGAGCUUCGCGGUGCCCAGUGCCAUACGGAAACAGGCGGGCCUGGCCUUUCCUCACUCCCUGCAGCUCGGACACGGGCACCAGCUGGUGGACAGCCAAAUGCCAUCGCCCCCGUCCCGAGGAUCUCCGUCAAACGAAGGUCUGUGUGCGGUGUGUGGGGACAACGCAGCCUGCCAGCAUUAUGGAGUGAGAACCUGCGAGGGCUGCAAAGGAUUUUUCAAGCGCACCGUCCAGAAAAAUGCAAAAUAUGUGUGUUUAGCAAAUAAAAACUGUCCUGUUGACAAACGCCGAAGAAAUCGUUGCCAGUUCUGCCGUUUCCAGAAGUGCAUGGUCGUCGGAAUGGUGAGAGAAGUUGUCCGAACGGAUAAUCUCAAAGGUCGGAGAGGACGCCUACCAUCCAAACCCAAAAGUCCCCAGGAGCCCUCACCACCCUCGCCGCCUGUGAGCCUCAUAAGCGCACUCGUCAGGGCCCAUGUGGACUCCAACCCCUCCAUGUCUGCUUUGGACUAUUCACGAUUCCAGGCAAACCCUGACUACCAAAUGACUGGAGACAACACUCAGCACAUCCAACAGUUCUACGAUCUCCUGACGGGCUCCAUGGAGAUCAUCCGGGGCUGGGCGGAGAAGAUCCCUGGCUUCUGUGAUUUACCGAAGCAAGAUCAAGAUCUGCUCUUCGAGUCCGCAUUCCUCGAACUUUUUGUCCUGCGACUGGCGUACAGGUCCAACCCAGUGGAAGGCAAGCUUAUUUUUUGUAAUGGAGUUGUGUUACACAGGCUACAGUGCGUCCGUGGAUUUGGAGAGUGGGUGGACGCCAUCGUGGAGUUUUCCUCAAACUUACACAGCAUGAACAUAGACAUCUCAGCCUUCUCCUGCAUCGCAGCUCUGGCCAUGGUAACAGAACGACACGGGCUCAAGGAACCCAAGAGAGUCGAGGAUCUCCAAAACAAGAUCGUCAACUGCCUAAAAGACCAAGUGACGUUCAGUGGCGGUGGAUUGAAUCGUCCCAACUACUUGUCAAAACUCUUGGGGAAGCUCCCCGAACUGCGCACACUAUGUACCCAAGGUCUGCAGCGUAUCUUUUACCUAAAACUAGAAGACCUAGUCCCUCCGCCAGCAAUAAUUGACAAACUUUUCCUCGACACCCUGCCUUUCUGAGCCCCGACUCCACGGUGGGCUGAGACCUCACAGAACUUCCAAAAAAAAAAGACACUGUUUCGAGUCAGACGUGGCAGAUUUUUAAACGGUGUUAUUAUUAUUUCGGGAAAUAUCUGCAAGCUCCGUAGGCGAAUAGAACAACACUACCCCAUUAUGUUUCACGAAGAAGACAAAAGAUAAAGAGGCAGAACGUGUGAUUGCUGUGUAGGCCUUUUAAUUCUCUGACAAUAGUUUUUUUUUUUCUGUUGUGCCAAACGAGUGGGGAUAUUUUUUGUUUUUUCUCUCCAGUGAACAAAAACAAACUGUCAACAAAGUUAAUCCAGUUUUACAAUCACUUACUGUUUAUUUAACAAUCGGCUCCACUGAUUCAGCAUACUCAGAUGUAAUAUAUUCCAUUUAUAUAUAUUUAUAUACAUAUAUAUAUAUAUAUGACCACACACACGCACACACACGCGCACACACGCACACUCACUGUAUAUUACGAUAGAUUAUGUGAUGCCUCCAAUGCAUCGGUUUAUAACGUGUACAAAGUUUGUUAUAAUGAAAAAAAAAAUAUUUCAUUUUCUUUUUUCUGACUCGUGCCUAUGUGUUUCUGACAGGAUCCCAAAAAGUAUCCAGAAAAGACAACGCAUGUUCUAGUUUACUUUCUUUUUCUCUCUCCCCCCCAUUUUCUUUUCUUUCUUUUAUAGGCACUUGCUGAGGUGAUGUCUAUAUAUAAUAUAUACCGGACACUAUGUAGUCUGCUAGAUUUGAUACAGAUUCGUAGUUAUGGCACUCCUUUUAUGUAUUACGCAUAUGUGGAAAAAUAUCUCAUCUGUAUAGAACAAUGAGGGACCCAUGGUGUUUGUAAAACUGUCAGACAUUCCUUGUUUGUAUGUGCUGUAAGUAUUGUUGCUGUUGAAUAUAAACGUUUCUAUAUAUUUAUUAUUUCUAUUGCCAAGAGCUACACUAUAGCAUGGUGCAAUUUAAACGACUCCAAACCA